GACGGCGUGCCCGCGCGAGCCCCGCGCCCCCCGCGUGGACAGCGCGGGCCUCGCCCGCCCCGCGGCGCCUGUCUCCGGAGCCCCGAGCGUGGCACGCGGGCCCCGAGCGGCUCGGGCGGCGGGCGCGGCCAUGGAGGAGGAGCUGAAGUGCCCGGUGUGCGGGUCUCUGUUCCGGGAGCCCAUCAUCCUGCCGUGCUCCCACAAUGUGUGCCUGCCGUGCGCCCGCACCAUCGCGGUGCAGACCCCGGACGGCGAGCCGCACCUGCCCCCGCCGCUGCUGCUCUCUCGCGGGGCCGCGGCCGCCGCGCCCCCUCCGGAGCAGGACGCGGCCGCCGGCGGCGCGGGAGCGGGCUCGGCCGCGGGCCCGGGCGGCGGGGCGGCGGGCGGCGCGGACCACGCGGACAAGCUGAGCCUGUACAGCGAGACCGACAGCGGCUACGGCUCCUACACCCCCAGCCUCAAGUCCCCCAACGGGGUCCGCGUGCUGCCCAUGGUGCCCGCGCCCCCGGGCUCUUCGGCGGCCGCGGCCCGGGGCGCCGCCUGCUCGUCGCUCUGCUCCUCCUCCAGCUCCAUCACCUGCCCGCAGUGCCACCGCAGCGCCUCCCUGGACCACCGCGGCCUGCGAGGCUUCCAGCGCAACCGGCUGCUGGAGGGCAUCGUGCAGCGCUACGCGCAGGGCCGCGGGCUCGCCGCGGGGGCGUCCGCCGCCCCGGCCGUGGCCGUGUGCCAGCUGUGCGACCGCACCCCGCCGGAGCCGGCGGCCGCUCUCUGCGAGCAAUGCGACGUCCUCUACUGCGCCACCUGCCAGCUCAAGUGCCACCCGUCCCGGGGCCCCUUCGCCAAGCAUCGGCUGGUCCAGCCGCCGCCGCCGCCCCCGGAGGCGACCCCGGCCCCCGCCGGCCCGGCCGCCGCCGCCGGCGCAGCGGGAGGAUGCAGGAGCCCCGGGGGCGCUGCGGCCGGCGCUCCGCGCAAGUUCCCCACGUGCCCCGAGCACGAAAUGGAGAACUACAGCAUGUACUGUGUGAGCUGCCGGAGCCCCGUGUGCUACCUGUGCCUGGAGGAAGGCAGGCACGGCAAGCACGACGUCAAGCCGCUGGGGGCCACGUGGAAACAGCACAAGGCCCAGCUGUCUCAGGCCCUAAACGGGGUUUCGGAUAAGGCCAAAGAGGCGAAGGAGUUUCUGGUCCAACUCAAGGACCUGCUGCAGCGGAUCCAGGAAAACGGACUGGACUACGAGGCUUGUCUGGUGGCACAGUGUGACGCCCUGGUGGACGCGCUGACCCGACAGAAAGCCAAGCUGCUCACGAAGGUGACCAAAGAGAGGGAGCACAAGCUGAAGAUGGUUUGGGACCAGAUCAAUCACUGCACGCUGAAGCUGCGCCAGUCCACCGGCCUGAUGGAGUACUGCCUGGAGGUGAUCAAGGAGGAUGAUGCCUCGGGAUUCCUGCAGAUCUCGGAUGCCCUGAUCAAGCGUGUGCAGGUGUCUCAGGAGCAGUGGGUCAAAGGCGCCCUGGAGCCCAAAGUGUCUGCGGAGUUUGACCUGACCCUGGACAGCGAGCCCCUGCUGCAAGCCAUCCACCAGCUGGAUUUCGUCCAGAUGAAAUUGCCACCUGUACCCCUGCUGCAGCUGGAGAAGUGCUGCACCCGCAACAACAGUGUCACCCUGGCCUGGAGGACGCCGCCCUUCACCCACAGCCCUGCUGAUGGCUAUAUCCUGGAGCUGGAUGAUGGCGAUGGAGGGCAGUUCCGGGAAGUGUACGUCGGCAAGGAGACCCUGUGCACCAUCGACGGCCUUCACUUCAACAGCACCUACAAUGCCAGAGUCAAAGCCUUCAACUCCUCCGGUGUGGGGCCCUACAGCAAGACGGUGGUGCUGCAGACCUCUGACGUGGCCUGGUUCACCUUUGACCCCAACUCUGGCCACCGAGACAUCAUCUUGUCCAACGACAACCGGACGGCCACGUGCAGCAGCUACGAUGACCGGGUGGUGCUGGGCACGGCUGCGUUCUCCAAAGGCGUGCACUACUGGGAGCUGCACGUUGACCGCUAUGACAACCACCCUGACCCUGCCUUCGGCGUGGCCAGGGCCAGCGUGGUCAAGGACAUGAUGCUGGGCAAGGACGACAAGGCCUGGGCCAUGUACGUGGACAACAACCGCAGCUGGUUCAUGCACUGUAACUCCCACACCAACAGGACUGAAGGUGGUGUGUGCAAGGGGGCCACUGUGGGCGUGCUGCUGGACCUGAACAAGCACACCCUGAGCUUCUUCAUCAACGGGCAGCAGCAGGGCCCCACAGCCUUCAGCCACGUGGACGGGGUCUUCAUGCCAGCCCUCAGCCUCAACAGAAAUGUGCAGGUUACCCUGCACACAGGACUAGAGGUACCCACAAACCUCGGACGGCCAAAGCUCUCAGGCAACUAGCCUGGUGGCUCUGGCUGCCUGGCUGGCUGGGUGGAGGACAAGGGCACAGCAGAGAGGCCUGGGUGCCCGCAGCCAGUGAACAGCUGAAGAUGCUUUUUCUUUUUUCCCCUUUUUGAAAUUGAGAGUGAAUGAGCUGUGAGCCACGUGACCAUGCCGUGGCUGCCUGUGUCAGGAGUGGGCCUCUCGCUAUGCCACAGAACUGACAGUCCCCAGGGUGCCCUCGAGACUGUGCUCCGGACGCCUCUGGUUGCAGGCUUAUGUUCUCUGACAUCUGUUUGAAGAGUCUGAGUUCCUCUUCAGUUCUUUUCUGGAGAGAGAGAGAGGAAGGCUGGCUUGGAGCCUGCUAUCCCAAGACAGUCAGCGCUGUGAUGUCACUCCAUGCCCAUGUGUCACCAGUUGCUAGGACUCUGCCCCUUCUGGAGUCCCAGGCUGGCAGCUCGUCACCUCUGACCUUGAGAAUGGGCUACUCGUCUUCAAUGCACUGUAAACUAAUUUGGAAGGGACAUUAAUCAUUAAUGAACAGCUAGAACCCUUCAGAAAGGCUUCCUUAGGGCCUUUAUCAUUAGCCACGUGCUGUCAACCUCUCUUCUUCUCUCUCUCUCUCUCUCUCACACACACACACACACGUGCACACCCACACAUACACACGCGCGCACACCCACCCACACACACACACACACACACGUGCACACACACACAUACACAUGCGCGCGCACACACACACACACACACGUGCACACACACACACGUGCACACCCACACAUACACAUGCGCGCACACACACACACACACACGUGCACACACACACACACACACGUGCACACACACACACACAUGCACACCCACACAUACACACACGUGCACACACACACACACAUGCGCGCGCGCGCACGCACACACACACGUGCACUCGGGAACACACACUCGUAGAUGUGCACAUACACACAUUGUGUGUGGGUAUAACGAUCUGUUAAAUUUUAUUCCUUCAGUUCUUAGUUAUGAAUGGAGACACUGAAAUCCAAGACAGAGACGUGUCUUUGCACAGUGGUGGCUUUUUCUAGAACCUGCUUCCGCAGAGUUUGAUGGACAAAUAUCUACAUUGCCUUCCCAGGCUAGGCCCUGAGCACAGAAGCGGCAGACCCUGGGAAGGCCUGUGUCGCAGCUCUGGCUUCACCCAUGCCCUCUUGGAAGCAUCAUGAGUGUGAGAAGUGGCCCUGGUGGCAGCAGGGAUGGCUCUGUCACCAUGGGCCAGAUGAGACCCCGGGAAAGGCUGAAACUAGAUGGUGACACCCUACAACUUCUCUUUGCAUGUGAGCAGGGUUCCCUGGGGCUGAGGCCCCUUCUUCGGGGGAGCACUGGUGAGUGCACAGGAGUCCUCCUGCCUUCAGGCCCUGCCCACCUCCCGCAGUGCCCGGCGCUGCCUGACAACAGCCUUGCUCUCCCCUUUGGAAAGAAUUCGUCUCAUCGGAGAUGAGAAUUCCUCACAUAAAGGAAUGACUUGCCAGUCAGCUGGGCUGUGUUUUCAGACUCACCCCAGCCUCUGUGCUCGGGCCUGUCCCCUCCGGCUGCACGACCCUCCAGUCCUACCUCAGAGUUCUUGCCUGUGGCCCUUGUUUCCUCAGAUACUCCGCUGUCACCAGGAGUUCAGCACUGUCCAGCCUCCACACCGGCCUGAGCCUCCUUCGUCGCUGAGGCAUAGCUCUGGCCUCUCUGCACUCUUCCUGCUAAGCAGUCUCCGGCUCAGCUGCUCACCAUCUAGAACCCUCAGGACAAGCCCACCGGACCCUGGCCACCAUAUCCUCAGUGGCUUGGCAGCUUCUGCUGUCCCUUUCCUAUGGCUUUACAGCUCUGAAAGACCCCAACAGAGGGAGGGACAGGCGCUUCAAAGCGAGGAACACGGAGGAGCCUCUGCCUCCCUGGGCCCCGGAAGACGCCUGUGACCGUGCUCGGGCAUGGCGCUCCAGGUGAACGGCUCCCCUGUGGAAGAGAGAAACCAGAACUGUGGUGUGGGGGCAGGCAGAAAGGCUGGCUGGGGAGCCUCACGGUCUCAAAGGCUGGGCCGGUCACCUGCCCGGGAGCAGUCACUUAGACCUGCACCUGCGGGCGGCUUUGGGGAGAUAAGGAAGUGGCCAUGAUUCCAGGUGACUUUGUUUUUUUGUUUUUGGUGCUGGAGAACGCGACCCAUGGCCUUGGUCCUUGACAUGGUAGGAAGGUGCUUCACCACUGAGCCCCUGGGAGGUCCAUCUCCUCCUUUUUUCUUCCUCUUCCUUUUGUUUGUAUGAGACAUGGUCUCACACUGUAGCCCAGGCUGGCCUGGAAUUCACCGUAUAGUUCAGGCUAGCCUUGAACUCACAGCAAUCCUCCUGCCUCAGCCUCCUGAGUACUGGGAUUACAGAGGUGAGCACCACAUGCAACUCAGGUGACCUCUUUAAGGAGGCUCCCUGGUGCUGAGCAAGAAAGAGCCAGCCCCUACCCCCCCCCCCCCCCACAGCAGCACGAGUGGGGGCUAGGUGUCUCUCUUUGCUCACCAGAGCCCACAAGCAAUACACUGGUGCCAGGGGCGGCCCAGGCAGCCCUGCACAGCCACCUCCCCGGCCUUCCACACAGAUCGCCUUUCAGGGACAAGAACGCACAGAGGAGAGUAGGGCAGGGUGGUGCCACACUUGAGGGCUUGAGGAAAAGUGAAGGCCCUUAACACCUGUCAGCGGCAAGGCCCUGGCGUUCAGAGUGUGAGGUCUUAUUGCAUGGAGUCCUUAGCAGCUGGCACUGAGGUGACACUGCUGUCUGUCAAGGUGAGGCCUUCCUCAGUGGGCCGCUGAGAACGAACUCUGGGUGUCGAGGGCCUGUGAGACAGAGAUUCGGAAGCCUGUUCUCGGGGUGGGUCAGCGAGGGCCAAUCCCUUUAAAUGAAUGUCCUUGACCAGUUCCCACUGGCACCUACACACAGCAGGAGAGCAGCGUUUUCCUCCUGUCCUGUCUGGGAACAUGCUCCAGGUGUUAGGAGACAAGCACCUGACCUGGCCCUUCACGCUGUAUGGCUUAGUCCCCGUGUGCUCUGUGGUUCCAGAAAUGCCCUCAGCUGCCCCAUCGCCCCAAGGCUCCAGAGCCAGGAAUCAAUAUGCUAAUCCCAGCGUGAGCCCCUUCUCUUGUUCAUGGGGCCCCUCAGGUCAGGGCCUGAGUGCCCUGUCGGUGUAUACUUGCCCAGGGGCAGCGUGUCAGCCUUCACCCUGUGAGUGGGGAUAUGAUUCAGUCGGGUUAGCCCUUCCAGAGGCUGUUACCAGUCCCUACAGCCUCCCGUUGCACAGAGGUGAGGGGUGGAUGAAAUCAUUUGGGUUCUCAAAUAUGAGGGUGUAAAGAAUUCUGUCACAGGAUGUGGGGGUGACCCAAGGGCCUUGUAUCUCUCCUGAUGUGGGGUGGGGUCUGAAUGCCAGAGACCAUUAAGCACCCCUGGUCUCUCCUCUCCAGAUGCCAAGAGCAUCCCCAGUAAGGGUGACACCCACCAAAUAUCUAGAGACAUCCAGAUGCCCCCUUGGGGCUGAUCUGGACCUGGGUCACACUGAUUUGUUGGGUGUCAACAUUCCCAGUGUUGGUGGUGCCCAUUCCUGUGUCACACAAGUCCGUCCCAAAGCCACUGGCCUCGUGUCAACCCAACGUACGAAUUCUUAGGAGGUCUUCAGCGAGGAAAGAGGGCUCAUAUUUCUGCUCACUGAAGAUAGUGGCUGACCCCCACCUCCAUCCUUGGGAAGAAUAACUCAUUCCCUUCUUUUUCUUGGCCACUUUUUACUGGCAGGAACAAGGCUGUCUUAUGGAUUUGGGGCCCUCAAUGGGUUAAAGAAUUCUUACAUAUCUUUUUAGGUGUUCAAAGUCACACUGGUCCCGGGAAUCUGGUUCCUCAGAACAGCCAGUUGUCACUGUUUGGGGAUCCUGGCUGAAGGGGUCCUGCCAGCUGAGGGGAAGAGCUAAGUCAAAGUAGAGCUUGAGGCUCCAUGAGGAGACCGGACAGCAGUGUUCCUCAGUACUAACCACUCUUAAACUGGCUCUGAUGUUGGCUCAUGGCAUGCAUGGGACAAAUCUCCUGAUUACUCUGUGCCUCAGUAUCCCUAGCUGCAAACAGGACUGGUCAUACCAACCUGCCUUCUCUCCGUAUUGUGUGGCUCCUGGAAAGGCUCCACAAUAAGGUCCAGGCUGAAUAGCUCACAUCCAGUGGCUCAAACCUGGACGACUUUUACUGUGUCCCCUAACCACAGUCUCUUCUCCCGAGCUUCCUGUGGCCAGGCACGUGUUUUCCACAUUGCUGCCUGGCAUUUCAGAUGGCUUACAUGGCCUUAGCAAGCGCACCCCGUCUGUGGAGCGCCACCUUAGAGGCAUGUUCCACCAAGCCUGGCAGCGGCUUCUUCAUGCUUUAGCAUGAAGUGUUCCCUACGUUAGCUGGCUAUUUGCCUCCUGUUCCCUCAGCUGGGGUCUCGAGGAACACCCCCCCCCCCAGGGCCUUUUGCUUUGUUUUCCCAACAGCGGGGGUGGCUUUGGAAUCCCCCUGAGAGUGUUCUGACAGCUGAACAUGGAGGAGAUGGCUGGUCACAGGCCAGUUUCAGACAACUGACUGCUGCCGGGACUUCCUGGCACAAGCUGAGGGCAGGGAGCCUGACCUUUGCUGUGGACAGUGCUGAGCUCCGUGGAAGGAGCUGGGCUUGACUCCAGGUGAAGCAGGCCCUUCAAGCAGGGCAGCUCGCUGAGGGUCCCCCAUCAGCCCAGCCCUGGGAAAGGUCCUGGAGUCUGAGGGACAGCAGGGUGGCACGGGGUGCCAGGUCUUUGGGCAUGACUGAGCAGAGGCUGAAGAGGCCCUGAGAUGGCUGCUGGAGCUCCUUGAGUGGCCUGUGCUGGCCCCAGGAGACUGGACUUCCUGAGCCCCCACUUUCUCAGCUGCAGAGAGUGGGGUGCAGGCACAACAGAAAACACGAAUGCAUGCUAUAGAAUCGCUGCCUUUGCACUCCACGGCGUGCUGAGCAUGAAAGGCGUUUGUCAAUGUUGGCAAAGGAACUUAACAGAAACAGAAAGCUGUGUACGUUGUUUUGGCCUGUUUUCCUGCCUCUCCUUGCCCUCUCCCUGCCUUCCCUACCGAAUCAAUUCUGUCCCCAGUGGUUGGUAUUUGGUGGCAGCGCUUGGUCCUGUGGCUGUUCAUGUCUCGCUGAAAACAGGAGGGUGGGCAGUGCUCAGGAGAGUCAGUUUUUCUAAUUUUUGUACAGGUAUCCACAAGCGUUUGUAUUUUUUGAAUUGCAAACACUGUGUUUUCUGGUCUCUUGGGAGUUGGUUGAACUUCCUGUAUUACUUUUUGGAAAACUUCAGUUUUACCACAUUCUUAAACAGAUUUGAAAUAAAUUCUUUUGACACUGCCAACAACUGGAAGACAGGUGUGGUCCAUGGUCGCCAGCGAGAAGCCACUUGCAAAUCCCCACAGGCUGGCCCUGGCUGACCACUGCUCAGCAGUUUCAGUUUUGUGGUUUCCCAAAUCUCAAAGUAACAAUGUGGUUUUAAAUUACAAAGCACAUUUUCCAGUGGAGUCACAGUUUCAGUUAAAUGGUUUUUAUGUGUGUGUGCGCAUUUGCACAUAUUUGCACAUGUGAGGUUAAAGAUCAACCUCAAGCAUCAUUCUUCAGAUGCUGUUUGUGUACUUGGCUUUUUGAGAUGGGUUUUCUGAGACACGGUUUCUCUGUGUAGCCCUGGCUGUCCUAGAACUCGCUCUGUAGACUAGGCCGGUUUGGAACUCACAGAGAUCUGUCUGCCUUAGCCUCCUGAGUGCUGGGAUUAAAGGUGUGUGCCACCUUUAAGCAACUCUCUUCCUAAGAGUAGAGGAUGGAGCUGGGGGGGGGAGGGCUGUCAGUUGGGUUUUGGGGGACACAAGCUCUGGGGUUGGAGUGUAUUUCCUAGGGGUGAUCUUGGGAGGAAGCAGGACCCAACAAGGGAGGUUUUAAGACCCCCCAAAAGGUGAGCAUAGGGUCUUAUUCCUGUAAUUAGGGAGGCUGAGAAGAGGUUCACUGUGAGUUUAAGCCAGCCUGAGCUCAUAAUGAAAUCCAGGCCAUCUUUAGCUACAAAGUGAGAAACCCAUUCUCAAAAACCAAACAAACCAGAAUGGCUUAACAAGGCGUUCCCUCCUGUCUGGCCACUGCCAGCUCUCGGAGGACCUCAUUUCCCUGAGCUUCCUCCCUGCUCUCCAAAGUCUAGACCGUCCAGCCCUGUCCUGGCUCUCAUGCUGCCCCAGCUGCUUGUUGAUACCUUGGCCGUUACUGUCCUCACCUGCACCAUGAGGCUACAGUGCUCGGCAGGAAGGCAGAGGCUCUCCUCUGGUCUCCACACAUGCGUACACCUGUACACAAACCUGAACACAUGUAUGUACCUGCGCAUACAUGAGCAGGCACAAAGCUCCCGAGGACACACGAGGGCACACAAGAUACAUAGAGCUGUGGUGGACACGGAGUGGGAUGGAUUGUGCAGAGGGAGGGAGAAGUCACGGCACUUAAGGAGGCAGUCACAUGACCACACAAGCGCGGGGGCACACGUGCUGCUCCCGGCUGGUGGGAGCCAGAGGUGGAGUCAGGGCGGUAUGUCCGCUUCCCCAUCACUCAGGACAGAGCUGCCUCGCCAUGUUGGUCCAAGCUGGCGAUGAUGAAGGUUCAGCAGUACCUGUGCUCUUCCGGGGUCUUUGCCUGCAGGACUGGCUCUGCAGUCCUCUCCCAAGCAAGUGUAACUUGGAGUCUCCUGUGAAAGUCACUUCGCUCUCGCCAGCCCUGCCUGCCACGCAUCCUGCGCAGCUGCAUGGCUGAACCCUAAAGAGGCGCACUGAGGCCAGAGUAUGAGCUCAGGGCUGACCCCGCUCUCCUUAGGGUGACUUUCUGAUGCUCACUUCUCCACCUUCCUGAUGCUGCGCCCUUUAAUACAGCAGUUCAUGUUGUGGUGACCCCAACCGCAGAAUUCUUUCCUUGCUACUUUGCAGCGGAAAGUUUGCUACAGUUAGGAGUCGUAAUGUAAGUAUCUGAAUCGACCCCUGUGAAAGGGGUUGCCACCAGCAGGUCUAGCACCACUGCUGCGGCUGACGUCGCUGGAGGCCUCGGCAGGAGUCGUCCCCCAGAGCGCCGACUGAAGCUUGACCCGAGUACUCAGAGCAGAAUGUUUGUGGAUCAUUUUGCCUUCCAACCUCUGAAGCGUCUGCAGAACACUCGGUGGUCAGUGUGCCGAGCUUUUAGUACUUACACAGUACAGUUCCCUGCCUUCUGUUAAGGGCUAGCAUAAAUAUUUACAGCAGCAAAUCAAAGCAGAAACCAAAGCUGCUCAUUCAUGGUAGGUACGAGGUCCAAGCUGUGUAGGUUCUGGUGGAACUCCACCUUCCCCAGGCUCUCCUUGAAAAGAUGGAGUCAACUGCCCCAGCACCCCCUUAACAGGUCAUCUCUGUGCCCUAAGAUUGAUGUUCCCAGUGCUGUCAUGUUUAAGACCUAACUAGGGAUGGUGAGAGCUCAGCGGGUGAAGGUGCUGACAUCCAAACGCAAUCCCUGGGACCUGCAUGGUGGGAGGGGAGACAGGCCAAGGGCUUGUCCUGUGACUUCCACGCAGGCUGUGCGCAUGUGCCCUCACACACAAAUAAACUUAAAAUCGCCACUAAAAAAAAUCUAACAAAUUGUCUUCCAUCUACUGAGCUGUUUCAGCCAAGCUUUCAGAGCCGUCUGACAAGCUCCUGAGAGCUGGCUGGCUGGGGCCUGCAGGCUGUCAGACCCGCGCUGCGAUGCUUGCUGGGCAAGGGCCCGAGCACCUGUGGGGGAGUGCCAGAAGCAUUCCUCUCACUGGAGAGCUCCCUGGGGUGCACCUGUCUCUGGGAGGUGCUGACAGCUCUGUAAACGUGGUCCUGUGAGGCUGCAGCUCCACGCAGCUGUGAGAACCAGUCAGGCCCGCCUGUCUGUUCUCAGCAGCACUCCCUCAC
Messenger RNA from Meriones unguiculatus (Mongolian gerbil), 10387 nucleotides. It is a transcript of the gene Trim67, whose product is annotated as tripartite motif containing 67. Gene Ontology annotation, molecular function: zinc ion binding; protein binding. The coding region runs from base 131 to 2422 and encodes 763 amino acids. The transcript is spliced from 10 exons. The record is from RefSeq and is a predicted model, not a curated record. Lineage: Eukaryota; Metazoa; Chordata; Mammalia; Rodentia; Muridae.